AUGGUCUCAAUGCCACCAGAACUGGGCGAAACGUCACAUGAGCUCAGUGAGCUCAGUUCGCUGGUGAAGAAGAUUGAGACGGCGCAGUUGGAGUCGCGUCCACUGAGCAGCGAUGAAGCAACUGCUCUGGAUGUGGCAUUUUCCAAGACUAAUCUGAGGGAACUUUGCCAAGCAAAGCUCGCAGACUCUGCCAAGAGUGAACUUUGCAGUUUGGCGCACCGCAUCUGGGCAGCUGUGGGACAGGGGCCGCCCUAUGAUCCACUGCAGGAUGCCAAGUGUAGGAACCUGGCAUGCAACAUCUUUUCUGCCAGCUUUAGGGGCUGCAUUCCUCCCAGCGAUGCGCUGUUGCUGUCUGCCCACUGGGCCUUCUCGGGCCAAGCUUGGAUGCGAGCCGAUGCCUCCUCGCCCUUGGCGCUGCCCUGCUUUGCUGAAGCUGCAAAGGCAUGGAGGAGCCAACCCUCGGUGAAGCUGGCGCAAGUGGCGGCUCAAGCUUUGCUAUGGGCUGGGGAAGCUCACUUUCGGCAGGUCAGCUACAUUGAGGCCUUUUCUCAGCUUUCUCAGGCUCGCGAUAUCAUCUGCAGCUACCAGGACUGGGAUGGGAUGUUAGACAACUUCCUGCGUGUUUGCUUCGAACAGGCCAAUGCGCACCGCGCGGCUGGCAACCUGAGUGAGGCCAUUGAGCUUCUGAACUUGGCGAUUGCAGCAGGCCCCAAUGCUGCGCCUGCUGCAAAGUGUAGGUUGCUGCGGGCCUUGGCUUUAUGCCAUGUUUCCGGUGUGGAAGGGAUGGCUCAUGCGAAGCAAGCAUUUGCCUUGUCUCCGACCUCCAAAGACCGGGUUCUUUCCCUUCAGGCCACAGAGUUUUCUUCCCUGAUUCAAGCUGUUCGACCGCACCGGCGGCGGCAACAAUGGCAGGAGGAAAAGGGUCUGGCGAUGGUUUUUGACCCGGCCAAAGAUCUACCAAUCCACAGACCCCAGGUGGCCGGGCCUCCGGGCUGGGAUGAAGAACUUGGAGCCAGCGAACAGCAAGCGCUGCUUCGGCAAGUGCCAUCCAACGAGGUGGUGAAAGAUGACUUUCACAGAUAUCGAUGGCGAUGCAUCUUUCAACCGGAGAGGGCUGUGGAGACUCUAGGGCCCGUGGCAGAACUUCAGCUGGUGAUUGUGAAAGCCAGAGACCUGCAUUCGCACGAGCUCUCCAAGAUGCUCCAACCUACCUGCAAUCCUGCAUGCAAGGUAUACCUCGAUGACAACCUGGUUUGUCAAAGCAAGUGCCAGCAGCAAACCGUGGAGCCAGAAUGGCAAUUUCCGAGAGCUGUGGGAGUCACCUGUCCGUUCUCAAUGCUGCGAGUCCAAGUGGUGGAUCAAGGCAAGUCCAACGCAGUGACUCGAAACAUCGGAUUUGUCGAAAUCUGCAUUGGCGAUUUGCCUCUCAACAAAGACAUUGAAGGAUGGUUUGAGUUGCGCCACCAGGAGUCUUUGCAGCGAAGCAGCUGGGACCGCUAUCAGAAGCACUGCCAGAAACGGGACGAUGAAAUGCCAAACGUCAGGCUUCGCAAGCAAAGGGCUCAAAAGCUUCGAAGCGUCAAGGGCCAAGACCAGCAGAUGCUAGAAGGAGAUGGGACGGAAACCAUCAAUUCUGGAACGCAAAGGACUUUCCUCAGCAGCUGCGUGACAUACUUCGCAGAUCGUUCAACCGAGUUGGGGCUCAAUGUGUCCCAGGCACUGAGACCUGCGAUUCGAGACAAUGCUGGAGAGAUACUGCUGCGCCUUCGCUUUUCCUAUUUGGAUCGAGCCAAAGACAGCUUCUUUGCGCGGGCUCUGAACCCACCGACCUCUCGAGACCAUGGCACGCAGACCUUGCAGGCGGACGAAGACUUACAGCUGCAACAGCUCUGGGACGAGGUGAUCGAUGUGAAGCACAAACUCCUGGAGGAGGCGUUUUGCUCCACCCGGAACUUUGUGAACUACAUCCUCCAGUGGCGCUCGAUCCUGCUGUCUUCGUUUCUGUUGGCCUCGUUGCUGUGCCCUUUGGGAUACAGUGCGCUCUUCCCCUACCCACGCAAUCUAUGGCUUUGGACGGCGGUGCUUCCUGGAACCCUGGCGUUUGUUCACUUGAUUCUGUCGAUUUCUGCGCUCCGAGCUGUCAUGCUUCAGGGCGGCUCAAAUGCACCCUUGACACAAGAAGGCUUCGCUCGAGCAGCUGCAUGGCGUGAUACAGAACAUGUGAUGACGUUCAUCACCAGGGUCCUAGUUGACCUGAAGGGAUCGGUGACAGACGAAAAUGAGCUGCGCUCCUUUGCCGCCCGAUCCUUCCGUGACGGCAAGCCGCUGCUCACCAUUUCGGAACUCAGGACAGGCUUGAAAGCCGCGCGCUGGAUCCGCUUUGAGAUGCCAUGGCAAGCUCCGGAGUCUGAAAUCGAUGCCAAAAUGCUGCUGCGAGAAGGAUUUCCGAGCACGCAGUUACAAUGUGGAGAUCUGGUGCUUGUUGAUGAGCGAACGCGGGCAACCGUCAAGUUUGUGGACGACCCCUAUGUGGUGGUCGAAUAUGAUGAGCUCAAUGAGCGGGCCAGCCAAAGACAGGCGAAGGUCGCAUCGGCAUCUCCGCGAGAGCCCCGCGGCAAUGAAAGUCUGCUGCCUGACAGCCCGAAAGCAGCGGAGGUGGUGCAUUCCACCGCGGGAGGGAAAGACAAUCUGGCAGAGGACCGGAUUCCAAAGUCGCGCGUGUCACUGAGACCAAAGCUUCCCGCGGUCCCGCAGAAGUAUGUUCCACGCCAAUUGGCCGGUGAAAUCUACUCCAUGUGCAUAGUCAUUGAUGAUCUGAAGACGCUGCUGUGUCCUAUCUUCAGCUUUUGGGGGGACGUCCUAUGUUGGCGACGUUGGGACAUUGCGCUUCUGAUGUUUUUCCUGCUCAUGCUGACCUCUGUCGCAUCGACGAUGGCCUUCCUGCUGGAAUGCUGCAUUGAUUCCAGCGGAGCCCAAAUUGCCAAAGCAACCGUGAGGAGCAUCAUGCUGGCCAUCAAGAUCUUGCUGGCACUUGCAGUGUUUGGCAUUUUCCUUCGCAGAGCUAGAUGGUUCGCAGGUUCCCAUGCGGUCCUUGUUCCGUACAUGUUGGCGCUAUUUGUUUCACCGGCGACUUGCUCCAAAGAUUUGGCCCUUCUUCAGAGGUACGGGCGAGACGCCGGCUUCGCCUUGAGCACCAGGAAACUUGGCAAUCUGCAACGUGCAAAAAGCCACAAGGUGCGCAUUUCGCCCGAGGACUUCAUCUUUCUGCUUGCCUUCUGCGGGGGGAGUACUCCAACACUUCAGAACCAGGGCGUUUCUUGCCAGCAAGGCUUCAGAAACAACUCGAAGCAGCUGAGUGCAAAGACUGUGCAGCUGUUUCUUGGUAGUCGAGCAGCUAUGAAAAGUGCCCUGGAGACCAGUAAGAUCCAAGAGGCUCAGGUGGCAGCCUUGAGCCUGGCAAAGGAGUCUGGAGCUGAUUGGGGAUGGGCCAAAAUGCUGGUUUUGACCAACACCGAGCUGCGAAAGCCACGAAAAACGUCCAACAAUUCUGCGGAUUUCGGCCAUCCGAUGGACGUGAUCGUCCAUGCCAUGAGAGCGGCACUGCUACUACUUCUGCCACAGCUGGUGCUUGGCAUCGGUGAGGAGCAGCCACUAGGGGCCGAUGAUGAGUGCAUCGCGUCCGACACCUGUGCUCUGAAUGCUCUGCAACGGACGGGCAAAAGAAAGACGAUGCCAGUGCCAGCCGAGCAAAGCCACUCGCUUCUGCAAGAUGCCAGUGCUUUGGUAGAAGGUAGAUCUGCCGGGGGCGGCUCCAUUCUGUCUUCAUGGCAAGGUGUCCGAGAAACUGGCUCCAGCUGCAUGUGGACCAACUGCGAUGAGGUGUCACUGGGUCCUACCACCUGCCAUCAUUGGAGAUGCAUCUGUAAGGAGGGCUACUACUACAACAAGGAAGCCUCCAAAUGCACGGCGCAGCCCAAAGAUGUGGGCGACCUGGACACCGGAGGUCAGUGUCGCUGGACCAACUGCCACCCCUCGCGUGGUCUGACCCGCUGCGUGUCCUACAAAUGCCUCUGUCUGGCUGGCUACCGAGCGGCGGAAGGAAAGUGUGUGCUCAAAGAGGGGAUGCGUCAAACCCCCGAGACCAGCAUCGCCUGCGGCUCUCCCAGCAUCAACGAUCUCUGUUGGAAAGCCGUGGACUGGGCGAUGUAUGACGGCAUCUAUGCUGAUCCCAAAGAAUAUCCUGGUCUUCACCCGGGAAUGAGCAGCUUCGAUGAGUUUCAGUCCUUCAUCAACAAGAUCGACCCAGUGACCUGUCCUAAGCCCUGCGGAAUGGUCUACGAGACCUUUGCCUCGCCUCGGCUCUUGGAUCCCAGCUAUCACGCAGUCAAAGGUGUUUCCUACGGCCCGGCUCCUGUGAAGAAACCGGGCUCUCCACUGAUGAACGACGACUUCAUGGCGGACAUCACGGGGGCCAUGUGGGCGGACUGGGGCCGGGGGGAUCUGCAGUUGAUCAAAGACAUGGGUGGCAACACCAUUCGAAUGUAUGGCAACGAUGCCAACACCAGCCAUCGCGCCUUCCUAGACCUUGCCUAUAAGAAAGGCAUUGACGUCAUUGCAGGAAUGAGUGAUUUUGGUUUCACUCAAGGGCCGGACAAUUGCCUCAUCAACGAUUGGUACUGCUAUGACGAGGCAUACUUCUUCUAUCACAAGAAUUUGCUCAUGGGCUUUGCCAUCGAUGAUUUCAAGCGUUAUCAUCCCGCGCUGAAGGCAUUGAUUUUGGCGAAUGAGCCCGACUUGAAGGUGCAUCCACGGUCUUUGACAUGCAGAGCCAUGGCGUCAGUCUUUGAUGCGAUUCUGCAAGCGGAAAAGGACGUGGGAGUCACUGGAAAUCCGAUUGCUCUGACGAUCACCUGGUCCUUCGCAAUGUUCCCAGAUUCACAGGUUCAUCCCAACGCUCCAGCCCUGGGGCAGAUGGAAGAGUUCUGGAAAUGCCUGCAAGAUGGGCCUGAAAAGCCACCCAUCAACUACAAGCCGAAGAACGACUUGGUACAGGCCUUCCGCACCCGCUUUGUGCAUAGCUUCAACACCGCAAAUAAGGCAAACGAGGUGGCACACAUGAUGCUGGAAAAGUACAUCCACAGCAGCUUUUGGACUCAUGAGAUGAAAGUACCAGUAUUCAUCGGUGAGUAUCACAGCGUUCAUGGCGAUAUGAUGAACGAUCUGACCAGAGCUAUCAAGCUGGCAAAGUCGCCAAGAUAUCCAUUCUUCAUGGGAUACUCCUUCUUUGAGUUUUCCCGCAGCUACUGGAAGGGUGGCCCAGAGAUGGAAUUUGGCAUGUAUGGCUAUGGUGACUGUCCCUUGAUGGACAUGAAUUACACGGGCCUCACAUACACCAUCUGGAAUUUGAUCCCCAUGAGGGAUAGAAGAGGCCACAGUUUGCCCUCGGCCCUGAAGAAGGCGUUCACUCAGGACUCAGGGCUUCCAAAGCUGCUCUCGCACCCACACAUUGAGUGUAAGGCUUCCACCAAGGGUCUGCCAUAGACAACGAUGAUCGAUGGGGAGAUCUGUGGUCAACUUAGUUGUCCGGGCACAUGAUUCGGGACAAGCGUCCCUGAUAGAUCUGGUAGAGCUUCGGCUGUGGUCAACUGAGGCAAGCGGGUUGGCAGUUGACAUUUUCGAGGUCCUCUCGAAGCAGAGGAGAAAUUUGACUAGUCAACAACCUCCGACAGGAGGUCGCCAUGUGUAAAAUCACAUGGUCCAGCGCCAGAAACGCUGAACAUGCACGAGACUAGGACAUUUUUGCGUAGACUCUAGUGCAAAGCAGCAAAUUAGUUGCUAGCUACUUCGGAAUCUUCAGACGUCAUGAUGUUGCUUAGUGAGGAAAGGAGCGGUACAAAAA
This is a messenger RNA of Cladocopium goreaui, 5899 nucleotides long. Lineage: Eukaryota; Dinophyceae; Suessiales; Symbiodiniaceae. The record is from the annotation of a GenBank genome assembly.